Eptesicus fuscus (big brown bat) is the source of this 2619-nucleotide messenger RNA. It is a transcript of the gene EZR, whose product is annotated as ezrin. Gene Ontology annotation, molecular function: actin binding; cell adhesion molecule binding. The transcript is spliced from 14 exons. Lineage: Eukaryota; Metazoa; Chordata; Mammalia; Chiroptera; Vespertilionidae. Gene Ontology annotation, cellular component: microvillus; filopodium; adherens junction. Gene Ontology annotation, biological process: regulation of cell shape; positive regulation of protein localization to early endosome; positive regulation of early endosome to late endosome transport. The coding region runs from base 137 to 1897 and encodes 586 amino acids. The record is from RefSeq and is a predicted model, not a curated record.
GGGGACUCUCGGCGGCGCGGGCGGCGGGCACUUAGCCGACGCACCGACGCGGAGCGCACCGUCCACAGCCGCCGGUCCCACCGCCGCCGCCGCCGCCGCGUUCCCGAGGAGCGAGGAGCACCCGCCGGAACCGAAAAUGCCGAAACCAAUCAAUGUCCGAGUCACCACCAUGGAUGCGGAGCUGGAGUUCGCCAUCCAGCCGAACACGACAGGAAAGCAGCUUUUCGAUCAGGUGGUGAAGACCAUCGGCCUCCGGGAGGUGUGGUACUUCGGCCUCCAGUACGUAGAUAACAAGGGAUUUCCGACCUGGCUGAAACUUGAUAAAAAGGUGUCGGCCCAGGAGGUCAGGAAGGAGAAUCCCCUGCAGUUCAAGUUCAGGGCCAAGUUCUACCCCGAAGACGUGCCUGAGGAGCUCAUCCAGGACAUCACGCAGAAGCUUUUCUUCCUCCAAGUGAAGGAGGGCAUUCUGAGCGACGAGAUCUACUGCCCCCCGGAGACCGCGGUGCUCCUCGGCUCCUACGCCGUGCAGGCCAAGUUUGGAGACUACAACAAAGAGACGCACAAGUCCGGGUACCUCAGCUCCGAGCGGCUGAUCCCCCAGAGAGUCAUGGACCAGCACAAGCUCACCAGGGACCAGUGGGAGGACCGGAUCCAGGUGUGGCACGCGGAGCACCGCGGGAUGCUCAAAGACAGUGCCAUGCUGGAGUACCUGAAGAUCGCCCAGGACCUGGAAAUGUACGGGAUCAACUACUUUGAGAUAAAGAAUAAGAAAGGAACAGACCUGUGGCUUGGAGUGGAUGCCCUGGGACUGAAUAUUUAUGAGAAGGAUGAUAAGUUGACCCCAAAGAUUGGCUUCCCGUGGAGUGAGAUCAGGAACAUCUCUUUCAACGACAAGAAGUUUGUCAUCAAGCCCAUCGACAAGAAGGCGCCCGACUUCGUCUUCUACGCCCCCCGCCUGCGCAUCAACAAGCGCAUCCUGCAGCUCUGCAUGGGGAACCACGAGCUGUACAUGCGCCGCCGGAAGCCCGACACCAUCGAGGUGCAGCAGAUGAAGGCCCAGGCGCGCGAGGAGAAGCACCAGAAGCAGCUGGAGCGGCAGCAGCUGGAAACGGAGAAGAAGAGGCGAGAGACCGUGGAGAGAGAGAAGGAGCAGAUGAUGCGGGAGAAGGAGGAGCUGAUGCUCAGGCUCCAGGACUACGAGCAGAAGACCAAGAAGGCCGAGAAAGAGCUCUCGGACCAGAUCCAGAGGGCCCUGCAGCUGGAGGAGGAGCGGAAGCGGGCGCAGGAGGAGGCGGAGCGCCUGGAGGCCGACCGCAUGGCUGCGCUGCGCGCCAAGGAGGAGCUGGAGAGGCAGACGGUGGAUCAGAUAAAGAGCCAGGAGCAGCUGGCCGCGGAGCUGGCCGAGUACACCGCCAAGAUCGCGCUCCUGGAGGAGGCGCGCAGGCGCAAGGAGGACGAGGUGGAGGAGUGGCAGCACCGGGCCAAGGAGGCCCAGGAUGACCUGGUGAAGACCAAGGAGGAGCUGCAGCUGGUGAUGACUGCGCCGCCGCCCCCGCCGCCCCCUGUGUACGAGCCGGUGGCCUAUCACGUCCGCGAGAACCUGCAGGAGGAGGGCACGGAGGACUCGGGCUACAGCGCCGAGCUGUCCAGCGAGGGCAUCCUGGACGACCGCAACGAGGAGAAGCGGGUCACCGAGGCCGAGAAGAACCUGCGCGUGCAGCAGCAGCUGAUGACUCUGUCCAGCGAGCUGUCCCAGGCCAGAGACGAGAACAAGAGGACCCACAACGACAUCAUCCACAACGAGAACAUGCGGCAAGGCCGCGACAAGUACAAGACGCUGCGGCAGAUCCGGCAGGGCAACACCAAGCAGCGCAUCGACGAGUUCGAGGCCAUGUGAGGCCGCGGCACUGGAGGGCGGCCCAGCCGGGCCCCGCGGGCCGCACGCAGACUCUGAAACGCCUUCGUAGUUCUCUAACCUAGACCCUCCUCGCACCAGUUCCUUUAAAGAGUAGCUGUUUCAGCGGGAAUGUUCCGGGGCUGGGACGGUGCGGGCUCCCCUGGUUAUUCCCAUUUGUAUCAUAGUGCCAAACGGGCCUGAUUUUCACUGCUGUUAUUACUGAAUCACUUCCUGUCUGCUGGGCAGGGCCGAUCGAAUCAAGGAAAGGGCCGCUGUUCGCCUGAGGGCAGCUCCGUGCUGGCGUGUGUGAGAGUCGUGUCAUUAAAGCAGCCCGGUGGCUCCUGUGCCAUACUCCUUCUGUAUUUGAAAUUAGCGCAGAUUAAUAGAUUCACUUGAUUUCUUGAAGGAUGCAUCUCUGUAUUUAUGUUUUUGAGGCUUAGAAACUGGUCGAAAGCAUCACACACGUGCACACAGGGACUCCCUCCCCCGGCGGCCGCACCUCGCUCAUCCGGAUCAGCAGCACAGAGGACACUUGCUUAGAUAAACUCCUGUUUAACAGUUAGAGGCUCCAUGGCUGGGCUCUCACCUGAUUAAUAAUGAUCAGCCAUAUAGUAUAUUUAUAUAUAAGCAAUAAUAUGGGUUUGUAACAUUAGUUAAAAGGGAAAACUUUGUUCUGUAUAUUUUGUUACCUUUUACAGAAUAAUAAAAGAACAUGAAAACCA